AUGUCAACACCAACACCUCAUCCCCAACAUGGUGUUCCAUGUGGUACCAGUACUCCACGACCAGGUCUGCUUAACACUCCUGCACCUGGUCCCCUUCUACACCCCUCUCCAAAGUCCCCCUCAGGCACAGCCCUCCACCCUAGCCCUUCAACCCCCAAACUCUUCACCCCUCUCAAAAUCCGCUCUCUCACUCUUCAAAAUCGCAUCAUGCUUUCUCCAAUGUGCCAAUACUCCGCUUCCAACGGCCACUUCACCCCCUGGCACAUGGCUCAUCUAGGCGGUAUCAUCUCCCGCGGUCCUGGUCUCUCAAUGGUAGAAGCUACCGCCGUUUUACCCGAAGGAAGAAUCACUCCUGAAGACAGCGGACUAUGGUUAGAUUCUCAAGGCGACAAACUAAAAGAAAUCGUACAAUUUGCGCACUCCCAGGGCCAACUAAUCGGAAUUCAAUUAAGCCACGCAGGGCGAAAAGCAAGUAUGGUAGCCCCAUGGCUCGAUCGCGCCGCCGUCGCAACAGAGGACGCAGGCGGAUGGCCCACCAAAGUCAAAGCAUCAAGUGCUCUUCCCUUUGACGAACAUCAUUGCACGCCUUCUGCCAUGACACUUGAAGAUAUUCAAGAAUUUAAAGACGCAUGGGCUGCUUCUGUCAAACGCGCACUUAGAGCUGGAUUCGAUGUUAUUGAAAUCCAUAAUGCGCAUGGGUAUCUACUUCAUGAAUUCGUGUCUCCCGUUUCGAAUAAACGGAAUGAUAUGUAUGGAGGGGGUUUUGAAAAUCGCAUUCGUCUCACGCUUGAGAUUGUGGAAGUUACACGAAGUAUUAUUCCCGAGGGAAUGCCGCUUUUUUUGCGGAUUAGCGCGACGGAUUGCUUGGAUUAUGAGGGGUUUGAGGAGGAGAGUUGGACGGUGAGGGAUUCGGCGAGAUUGGCGGGGAUAUUGGCGGAUAGGGGAGUGGAUUUGAUGGAUAUUUCUUCGGGAGCGAAUCAUCCGAAACAGAGGAUUACGGCGGGGCUGGGGUAUCAAGCGCCGUUUGCGAAGGAGAUCAAGAGGGUGGUGGGGGAGAGGAUGUUGGUUGGGACGGUGGGGAUGAUUGGGAGUGGGGAGCAGGCGGAGCGGUUGUUGAGUGGGAGGGGUGGGGAGAGGGGUGUAGACGAGGAUGUGGAGGGAGGGGAGGAGGGGACGCAAUUAGAUUUGGUGAUUGUAGCGAGGGGGUUUCAGAAAAAUCCGGGGUUGGUGUGGGAGUGGGCGGAGGAGUUAGGGGUCAGGAUUAUGGUGGCGCAUCAGAUGAGGUGGGGGUUUAGGGGGAAGGCGGGGGGGCAUUAG
Botrytis fragariae is the source of this 1317-nucleotide messenger RNA. Its product is annotated as putative nadh-dependent flavin oxidoreductase protein. The coding region runs from base 1 to 1317 and encodes 438 amino acids. Gene Ontology annotation, cellular component: intracellular anatomical structure. Gene Ontology annotation, molecular function: FMN binding; NADP binding; NADPH dehydrogenase activity. Lineage: Eukaryota; Fungi; Ascomycota; Leotiomycetes; Helotiales; Sclerotiniaceae. The transcript has 2 exons. The record is from RefSeq and is a predicted model, not a curated record.